AUGAACUAUGUCGUGAAGAUCCAAUACAUACAUUUUUUAACUCACUGCAAGAAAACCGAGAUCGUUCCGAAAUUUAUAAGCGACAUAAUCCAGUUAUCUUUAAAUCUAUUAAAGAACAAAUCGAUAGCGCGACACAGUAACAAUUUGACAUUUUCAAUUCUCAACGACAACAUCCGUAAACACCAUAAAGAGUUGAAAUUUAUUAAAAAUGAAAUUGCGCAGAAGAAAAUCGAAUUAAUGAAUGAACUAAGUAUUGAAGAUAGAAGUAAGAUCGACCAUCAUUUAACUGAAUGUCUCGUGAAACUAAAGAAGAAAAAGAAAUUAAAUUAA
Messenger RNA from Paramuricea clavata, 330 nucleotides. Lineage: Eukaryota; Metazoa; Cnidaria; Anthozoa; Malacalcyonacea; Plexauridae. The record is from the annotation of a GenBank genome assembly.